GGUUCAUGAAUCAUCGCGUCCCGUCCAACCGCAGGUACCAGCCGACGGAGUACGAGCACGCGGCGAACUGUGCCACCCAUGCAUUCUGGAUCCUGCCCAGCAUCCUCGGCAGCUCCAUCCUCUACAUCCUCUCUGAUGACCAGUGGGAAACCAUCUCAGCCUGGAUCUAUGGCUUUGGCUUGUCCAGCCUCUUCAUCGUCUCCACCAUCUUCCACACCAUCUCCUGGAAGAAGAGGCAUCUCAGGACCGUGGAGCACUGCUUGCACAUGUUUGACAGGAUGGUGAUCUACUUCUUCAUCGCGGCGUCGUAUGCUCCCUGGCUGAACCUGCGGGAGUUGGGUCCCUGGGCCUCCCACAUGCGAUGGAUCAUCUGGAUCAUGGCGUCUAUCGGGACUGUCUACGUUUUCUUCUUCCAUGAGCGGUACAAGCUGGUGGAGCUGGUGUGCUACGUUAUCAUGGGCUUCUUCCCCGCCUUGGUCAUUCUCUCCAUGCCCAACAGGGAUGGCCUCCCGGAGCUGGUGGCCGGUGGACUCUUCUACUGCCUGGGCAUGGUCUUCUUCAAAAGUGACGGCCGCAUCCCCUUCGCCCAUGCCAUCUGGCACCUCUUUGUGGCCAUCGGAGCUGGCAUCCACUACUACGCCAUUUGGAGGUACCUCUACCGGCCUGGCACGCUGGAGGCUAAAACACCUCGGUAGAUGCCUUAAAGACAUAGUUUGCACCAACUGGCACAUGGGGGCAUGGAGGGGAGCGGGGAGGCAGCCUGCGCCGUGGGCUCGCCCCGAACCACC
This is a messenger RNA of Fulmarus glacialis (Northern fulmar), 788 nucleotides long. It is a transcript of the gene MMD2, whose product is annotated as monocyte to macrophage differentiation-associated 2. The transcript is spliced from 6 exons. Lineage: Eukaryota; Metazoa; Chordata; Aves; Procellariiformes; Procellariidae. Gene Ontology annotation, molecular function: pore-forming activity. Gene Ontology annotation, cellular component: membrane. The record is from RefSeq and is a predicted model, not a curated record. The coding region runs from base 6 to 695 and encodes 229 amino acids.